CAGGCUCCGGUUCCCUUCCUCGUGCUGAGGGGCUGAGGGUGCGGCCCCUCCCCGGGCUCCCCGCCCGUUCUCGCUGUCCCGCCGUGAUUCAGCAGCGGGGCCCGCUCGCUCCGUGACCGCGAUGCAGGCGGAGGGCGGCUCCCGGCGCUGCGGGGUCAGGCCUGGUCCUGCCUCCGCUCCGUGCUGCCCCGUAGUUCCGGUGUCUGCCCGGUGCUGCCCCGCGGUGAAACUGCGCCCUCAGAGCUGCUGGGAUUCGGGUACGGGGUUCUAAAUGGCUUCUAAGAAGUUGGGAUCCGACUCUCACGGACCUUUCAGCUAUCUUGAUGAUGUCCCAUUUAAGAUAGGAGACAAAUUUAAAACCCCUGCGAAGGUUGGAUUACCCAUUGGUUUCUGCCUGCCUGAUUCUUUUCAGCUUGUCAGAGAUGCCCAGUAUGACUUCUCGCUGGAAAAGAAAACAAUUGAGUGGGCUGAAGAUAUCAAAAAAAUUCAAGCUGCCCAGAAGGAAGCUGAACGCAAGGCUGAAGAAGCAGUAGCAAACUCAAAAAUGGCUCCAGAGGACAACAACAGAAUGGGGUUCUCAGAGGGACCUUGCCCCGAGGCCAUGCCUCCACCUAUUAACCCCAUACUCGCUAGUCUGCAGCACAAUAGUAUUCUUACUCCUACUCCAGCCAACAGUAGUGCUGUGAAGCAAAAAGUUCUUAGUCCGCCUCAUCCAAAAGCAGAUUUCAACCCAGCUGAUUUUGAAUGUGAAGAAGACCCAUUUGACAAACUGGAACUAAAAACUAUCGAUGAUAAGGAGGAAUUAAAAAACAUUCUUGAAAUUCACGUUGGUACUACUGGGCCAGUUGUUGCCCAGCUGUUAGACAACAGCUUGCCCAAAGGAAGGUCUGAGUCUGUGUUACAGGAUCAGGAAGUUUUGGCAUCCAUAGAAAGGGCCACGUUGGACCUGAAGCCCCUUCACAAACCCAAUGGCUUUAUCACUUUACCACAGCUGGGAAACUGUGAAAAGAUGUCCUUGUCUUCCAAAGUGUCCCUGUCCCCUAUCACUUCAGUGAGCAAUAUCAAAUCCCUGUCCUUUCCUAAACUCGACUCAGAUGAGGGUGAUCAAAAGUCAUCAAAGCUCAUGAGCACUUUUCACAGCACUAGCUGUCUCCGCAAUGGCACUUUUCUCAGCUCUUUGCAGGCCUGUGCUCAGAAUAAAGCUAGCGAACUGAAUGGACACCAUAUGGUUGAUCUUUCUGCUGUAAACGAGGACAGUGGAAUGGAGACAUCAACAUUAUCCUCUUCAUCCAGACUGCCGUCCCUGGCUUUGUCAACGCUGUGUACAGAAGAACAAAGCACAGUGACCACGGUACAUGCAGACAAGGAGACAGAAAUCCCUAUGGUAACACACCAAAAUUUCCCAGUGUCUAAAGUGCCCAACAGCGCGACCUGCACAAAGCAGUCGGGUGUCUCUUUCCCAGAGUUACAGCAGGCUCUCUCUGCUAGUGAGAGGCAGUGUGUAGAGACAGUUGUCAGCAUGGGCUAUUCACCUGAGAAUGUCCUGAAAGCCAUGAAGAAGAAGGGGCAGAACAUAGACCAGGUUCUGGAUUACCUGUUUGCACAUGGACAGCUUUGUGAGAAGGGCUUUGAUCCACUUCUUGUUGAAGCAGCUUUGGAGAUGCACCAGUGUUCGGAGGAGAAGAUCACAGAACUUCUCCAGCUAAUGAGUCAGUUUAAAGAAAUGGGCUUUGAACUAAAGGACAUUAAGGAGGUCUUAUUAUUACAUAACAAUGACCAACAAAAUGCUUUGGAAGAUCUAAUGGCCCGUGCAGAAGCCAGCUGAAAGCACAUUCCUGAGCUCUUGGCGUGCAGUGGAACAGCCCCUCCACCUUCACAUUCAGUGUGACUUGCUCUCGGCAAGGAGUCCAGUUUUUUGCAUACAUGGGAAAAUGACUGACCAAGCCCGCCUGCGUGCAUCACUCCAGCAUUUCUCUUUUCACUGGGAGCCAACUUUCUUUCUUAAAUUAAAUUUUUGAAGUGUCCUUUCCUAAGUUUCCUUUUUCCAGCUUGGCCACGGAGAGUCUAGACUGCCCAGCCGCUACUGGAAUUGUAUAUAGUCAGAGACAGGAGUGGUCCUCCUCACUGUUGCACUGGAGUUGGACUGGGGAUUACUAAAUUUGUCCUGAAACAUAUGAUACUUUGGUUCUUUGAAGCUGCUUUCUUGGUGUCUGCUUGUACUGAAUUACUUGACUGUGUCACAGUCCAGAUUAUCUGGUUAAAUUUGACCUUUAGUGCAAUGGAGUUUUAUUUUUUGGUUGAAAGUUAGCCUGUAACUUAGUGAAACACUGGUUUGGAAAUUGUCGCCAUGCAUAAAGAGAGAAGCUGUUCCUCUUGUUUCUUCUUUAACCUGUGCAUCCCACACUUCUGCCAGACAUAAGUGUCCUAUGCUAAGUGGUUAUAAAUUCUCUUGAAAUAUUA
Molecule: messenger RNA, 2460 nt
Organism: Coturnix japonica (Japanese quail)
Lineage: Eukaryota; Metazoa; Chordata; Aves; Galliformes; Phasianidae
Gene: UBAP1
Product: ubiquitin associated protein 1
Biological process (GO): regulation of DNA-templated transcription; ubiquitin-dependent protein catabolic process via the multivesicular body sorting pathway
Cellular component (GO): ESCRT I complex
Molecular function (GO): ubiquitin binding; DNA binding
Source: RefSeq, a predicted model, not a curated record